CCCACUAGUAGUAUACUGAGUACUGCUGGCAACUGUUGUUGUUAUUACUCUAACCGCCUGGAAAAAUAACUAAAGGGACCCUGACCUCACUUGGUAUUCCUCUUUCUUCCUCCUCUUCUUCUCCUCUCUCCCUCCUCACUUCCGCGCGACUGGCCUUCUUUUUUUUUUUUUUCCUUUCAUCGCCUUUCGUUUCUUCCCCCCCUCCCUGUUUUAUUUUAUUUUUUCAUUCUCUUUCGCCGUGCGAGUUAUUCAAGGAGACUUGGAAGUGGGCUGGCCCAAUUCAUCUCUAUUGCCUUCUUUCUUCCAUCGCCCCUCCAACCCGACCUUUCUUUUUUUGUCCCUUUCUUUGUGAAAGGGUGUCACGCCGUCAGCGCCUAACGACGAUUUCCGGGAGGCUGGUUCCUCUGAGUGUGCCUAUAGCCUCUGUUAUAUCAUCGCUUGUUGACAUUCGACCGUCACUACCUUGGACUUGACUUGGUCCCCCAUCGUUCUCUUUGAAGAAUCUACUAGAAGAGGGGUUGCUGUUCUGACGAAUUGGCAACAUGUAUCCUCAACCUGGUGCCCCGAUGGCACCUCCUCAGAAACCAGAGACAUUCAUGCUCUCGAGCGAGGCGCAGCAGAGCCUUCCUCAAGAUGCGCAAGUCGCCCUGCAACAAGUUGAUAACUUGAAAUAUUUCCUCUUGUCGGCCCCUGUGGACUGGCAGCCUGAUCAACUGAUCCGACGAUUCUUGCUUCCGACCGGCGACUAUAUCUCCUGUGUCCUCUGGAGUAACCUUUUUCAUGUGUCGGGUACCGACAUUGUUCGAUGCCUGGCCUUUCGAUUCCAGGCCUUUGGACGUCCGGUCAAGAAUUCGAAGAAGUUCGAGGAGGGCAUCUUCUCCGACCUCCGAAAUCUCAAAGCCGGUACCGAUGCCACCUUGGAGGAGCCCAAGAGCCCGUUCCUCGACUUCCUGUACAAGAACAACUGCAUCCGCACGCAGAAAAAGCAAAAGGUCUUCUACUGGUACAGCGUGCCGCACGACCGCCUGUUUCUCGAUGCGUUGGAACGUGAUUUGAAGCGGGAGAAGAUGGGUCAGGAGGCUACCACGGUGGCCGUCAGCGAACCGGCCCUGUCCUUCGAAUACGAUUCGUCCCAGUCGUUGUACGAGCAACUUACAAAGGCACAACAAGCGAGUUCUUCAUCGUUUGCCACACACGCAAGUACGACAUAUGGCCAACCCGCAUCCCCAGUGGUUCGGAGCGUUGACGCAAUGCCUCCCCCCCAGAUGGCUCCCCACAUGGCUCCGCCGACGCUGCCCCUUCUCCCGGACGAGUCUGGGCACCCGGCCAUGUAUAGUGCGAUUCCCAUGUCCAGUGCCAUGGCUCCGGGCCUUGUGAAGCGCGAACCCGAGUACACCACCAUCCAGUUCGACCGCAAUGGCAUGCCGAUGGCUCGGAUUCACCAGCGCCAUGCAUCCAUGCCCACCUUUGUCGAAUACUCGCCAGCCCCGUCCUUUGUUUCCUCCCACUAUGAAGACUACAGCAACCGAGGGUUGUCCUUUGAGCCAGUCACACCACCCCAGCACAGCUCCCACUUGGGCGCCGAGCCCGCCUAUAUCGCCAACGAGGAUACCGGUCUCUACACUGCCAUCCCCGAGCUCUCGUCAGCUCACGCUAUGAACCCGAUGAUGCAGCUCCCCCCGUCCAAUCUCGCCAGCGCCCACUUCCCGCCCCCACCGAGGUCGUUCCACUCAAACGUCUACUCGAUGAUCGAGGGUUCCCCGACAUACAAGCAGCGCAGACGGCGCUCGUCCAUCCCGCCGGGCGCUGCCAAUGCCGUGGCCGCCGCGCAGUCGCAAGUGACGAACACACCGCCGCCGGUCAGCUAUGCCGCGCACCGGCCCAGCGAUCUGCGACGCUCAGUUUCCAGCUCGGUGGCCCCCGUGGCAGAAGUCGAGGAGUCGCACCAGGACUCUUCGCAUCGGACCGUGAAUGGAUACCCGUCGGCCAUGCUUCCUCAGAAAAACUUGCUCCAGGAGAUGUCCCGGAAUGGGACCCCGCUGUCGGGGUUGGAGGAGAACCCGGAGAAUGGCCUGACGAUCGCAAACCCCGCCGAUGAGCUAGCGGCGCUCCCCAACAACGAGACCCUGGAGAACGCCGUUCAGCAUAGUGCGACGCACAAGGGGGAUCGGUUCGCCCCUGGUCCUGUCCGCCGCGCGCGCAGCGCGACCAUGAUGGAACUGGGGCCUUACCCUCAGAAGUCCCACUCGUGUCCGAUCCCCUCAUGCGGGCGACUCUUCAAGAGACUAGAGCAUCUGAAACGACAUGUGAGGACCCACACGCAAGAACGGCCGUACCCUUGUCCAUACUGCAACAAAGCCUUCUCUCGUUCCGACAACCUUGCACAACACCGUCGGAUCCAUGAGGCCCAGCAAGACGGACAGCCGCCACUCCAACCUCACGAGGAAGAUCUGGAAAACGAGGACAACGAAUCUGGUUCGGCAGAUGAAGACUCUUCGCCAGUGGAUACGGGGCCGCACUCGAUGCUCCAUGUCUCCAGUAUGGCGUCGAUGGCGCCCGCCAUGACCUUAUCAACCGCCAUGCCCUCGAUGAUGGGGACGCACUUGAUUGCUCCUCAACUUCUGCAGCAGCACAUUUAAGCGCCAUGGUGGGACUCGCUCCGAUCCGCUGUCAUUUGACCUCUUCGCCAGCCAUCGUUCCCGCAUGAGAACACUUGAUUGUGCCUCAUGUGACCCAUUUUUCUUUUCGCUCCCUAUCUUCUUUUUUUUAAUAGAGUUAUUGAUUCAUGGACAUAUCUUCGCGUGUCUUUCCAUGUUGGCAAGUUUCUGCUCGGUUAUCGGGCAGGCCUGAUGUUCUCUGUUUGUUCCUGUCUCCUAUUUGGCGAGUCACCCGGGUGGCUCUGUUGAUAUCGUGGGUCUUCCUUUUCGAUCCCUGUUUUCUUGCUACAGGAAGGUCGGGGGGUCAUUUUCCAGCACAGGAUUGCCGGGGUGACCCUUUGUCUCUUGUUGGCGCUCGCGCUGGGGUUUGUUUCCAUAUAAACCAUCGCUGGUUGUGCCGCGUAUUGUGACUUUCAUAGCUAGCCCUCCUUGACUGCUUGGCAUUUUAUUUUUAUUUUAUUUUCCCUUGACCUUGUUUCAUUUGUCUCGUUAGUUUUGUCUGGUCAUUUUGCGCUCUGUUGAUAAUGUUUUCUUUGAUUUUAUUUUUUAUUUUUUUAUACUCCCAGCUGUUUAUAUUGGGACUUUGGAAGGUAGGUAGGACAGAAGAAGCACAGUGCGAAUUGGUUUGCUAGUGGCGUAUCGUUCUGAGGAACGAACAGUUUGAGAUGUCAGUAAAAAUCAACAACAAUAUCUCAAAGUCAUUCCUGUAG
Aspergillus candidus is the source of this 3367-nucleotide messenger RNA. RefSeq names its product sexual development transcription factor SteA (gene steA). The record is from RefSeq and is a predicted model, not a curated record. Bases 543 to 2639 code for a protein of 698 amino acids. Gene Ontology annotation, biological process: regulation of DNA-templated transcription; sexual reproduction. Gene Ontology annotation, molecular function: DNA-binding transcription factor activity. The transcript has 6 exons. Gene Ontology annotation, cellular component: nucleus; Ste12p-Dig1p-Dig2p complex; Tec1p-Ste12p-Dig1p complex. NCBI's taxonomy places the organism in Eukaryota, Fungi, Ascomycota, Eurotiomycetes, Eurotiales, Aspergillaceae.